UUUUGAUACAGAACUCGAUUUUGUUAGAAUUUGAUGAAUUUAAAUGUUUUAGGAUGGGCCAUGGACUACUGGGAACGUGCGUUGUGGAGAUGCGUAAGUUGAAGAUCUAGGGUUCACCGCCUACUAUUCCAGGCGAGACCACACUUUAAUUUGAUACAGAGCUUGUUGCAGUCAAUGGUAAAGGAACAGGUGCAAAAGAGACCGAUAACAAUGCUCUGUGAUAUGAAGAAACCAAAUCAUUACAUACCUAGCUGCUUAAAACCGAAGAUCAAACCAAUAUAUGGUAUUUGGUACCGUUGAUCGCACCUUUUUUCCCUUCAAGAACUGUUUUCUUAUUUAUCCCUUUCUAAUAACAUUGCCGUUAGCAGUUUAUACAUCUGUGUUGAUUUAUUUGACAAAAACCUAAGAGGACAGUGAUUGAAGAGCAGGAAUGCAGAGAUCUGGGUCCAACUGUCGAUUUUACACCUAUUUUCUGAAGUUGAUAAAAUUCUUGGUUGUAUUGCUUUAUUUUCUUUUGAUUAAGUCUUUUCACAGAGCUUGAUAAAGCAAUAUUUUUGACGAAUUCCACAAGCAUUUGAGAUCGGGAUAUCCGACUGCAAAGAAAGGGCUAGCAUUUGGUGAUUUUGAAAGGUGAGAGAGUAAAGGAAGGCAUUCAUCUAGACUACAUAGCUGCAUUAUGUGAAGGUUAUACUGGCUGGGAUCUUCUAGAGCUCUGCAAGCAAGCUGCUUAUUUUCUCAUCAGAGAUUUAUAGAAGAAGGGGAAGGCAUUACUUGUGAGUCUCUCUCUCUUUCACUCAUAUGCUGUCAUUAAUGGUGGCUAUUUUUAUGGGUUUAAUACUGAAUCUGGCUUACAUUUUUAUGCUUAUUUCACUAAACAAUAAUAAAUUAUGUUGUUACUAUUUAGUAUGUUUAUUGGAAGCUUUGUAACUUUAGUUUAAAUUUGUACAAAGGCACCAAAUAUUACUCAUGUUUCAGAAUUGUUUUGUUUAGUGUUUUGAAAAUUUUCACAAUUAUUAAACAAGAUGAAACUGACCCAGCUGGAACAGAUAUGAAAGGCAAUUAAAAAUAUAUACGUUUUUGAAAAACCCUAGAUGGAGAACCGCCGCCGGACUCCAAUCCCGGAAAACAUUCAACGUCGGAUUACCAAAUUCUUCGUCACCAAUCUCCCGGAAAGAAGUAGUGGUUCUGAUUUGGCUGCUGAAGUUCGUGUGCACGGACAUAUUUUCGAUCUUUAUAUUGCAAGAAAGAGGGAUAAAGGAGGUAACAGAUUUGGUUUUAUUUCGAUGCUUGAUGUUAAAGACAAGGACGAUCUAUUGAAGAACCUUCGUAACAUUCGCAUGGGGGAUUAUAAACUGUGGUUUAGUGUCGCUCGGUUUGUUAUGGAAGACGGAGAGAUUAGUAAUAAAGAUCCGGUAAAAAAGAAACAGGUUCCUAAUAUUACUAACAAUCGUCAGGCCUUUGAAGAUAACAGGAAUGGUGGUGCAUCAUCGUUUAGUACAGGUGAACGUUCUUUUAAAGAUAUGCUUGUUGGUAAAUCGAUCAAUAUUGAUAGUAAUGUCAACGCGUUUUAUGGGGUGCAUGGGAGAGCUGUAAUUGCAAGAAUGGUUGAUGUUAACGCUUUGAAGAACAUUAAGGUUACAGUUAGUGAGAUUUGCCCGUUUCUAGAAAAAAUUCAAUAUUUGGGAGGUUUAGAUGUAAUGCUAACUUUUGAUAUUCCGGAGAACGCUGCUGUGUUUCGAGAUGUUGCUGUUUUGAUGGUUGACAAGUUUUCUAUGGUUAGUAUAUGGGAAGGACAAGCUUUUGGGUUUGAGAGGUUAGCAUGGCUUAAAGUUCAAGGAAUUCCGUUACGUUUAUUAAUGAACGAAGUCAUUGAUGAGGUUGGAAGUUUAUUCGGUAAGGUGGUUCAUCAUGCUGAUAGAUCUGAAUCGGACCUUGAUUUAUCCUAUGAAUAUGUUGGAAUUUUGUUGGGCGAUGGGAAAACGGUGUCGGAGGAUAUUGUUUUGAAUUGGAAGGAUAGGAAAUUUCGCGUGUGGGUUAUGGAGGAAUUAGGCGAAUGGAUCCCGGAUUUUGUGGAAAUCAAUUCACCACAUAAUUGUGAAAAUAAACAAGAUGGCUCAGGGCAUGUAUCUGAUGGGUCGAUGUCCGAGGAGGAUUGCAAUUCGAGUGACAAUGAUUCGGAAAAUGAUGAUGAGAAUGUUAAUGUGGAAAAUAAUCAUUGUGAUACUAAGGAUUUGAAUGACAACAAUGUUUCCAUCGAGGCUGAAAACACCGAACACUUUGUGCCUGCUGUGUCAUUUCAGUUUGAACAAGUUAUUGAAGGUAGUGUUAGUAUCCAGUCGGUUGAGAACAAAGUUACCAAGAGGAAAAAAUUCAAAAAAGGAAGUGAAGUGGGCGCCCAAGUAAUUCGUACUCUAGUAGCCAGGAAAGUUUGAAGAUUGUUAAACGCCCCAAACGAUCAGACCCUUUCGAACUUAACGGUCUCUUGGGAUUGGAGGAUGAAGAAGAUUUGGAUGCUAGUGGCGAAGAGAUUAAUGAGACUGAGGAGAACCAGGAGGUUUUUGAUUAGAAUGUUCAUCCAAAGUCCACAAGUGCUGUUGAUGAUUCUUUAGUGAAUGAUAAAGAUGUUCCUUGUGAUCAUUCAUUAGAGAUUGAAGCUACGAAAGACAUGGGGGAGAAGCUUGGAGCCGUCCUUCACAAUUGCGAUAACCUUAUACAACAAUUGAUUGUUCAAGAAGGUUUACUAACUGUUAAGGCAUGAAUUGUUUAUCAAUCAAUAUUCGGGGGACUGGGGUUAGUGGGAAGGCGUCUUGGAUUAAAAGACUAAAAAAUGAAUUCGGUGUGUCAUUUAUCGGUAUGCAAGAAACUAUGUCGACUAAUGUACAAUCGGGGAUGUUGGCUAAUUUUUGGGGAGGUAUGGGGUUUGACUAUGAGUUUGUUAAUUCUAAUGGUCACUCGGGUGGUUUAGCAUGUAUGUGGGAUCCCAAGACAUAUGUGAAAGACAUGGUAGCAAAAGAUGAUAAUUAUCUUCAUGUUUCGGGUUUGCUGACGGAUGGUUCUAUUCGUCUUAAUAUUAUUAAUGUUUAUGCUCCUCAACACAAUCAAGAUAAGAGAAAUCUGUGGGCAAAAAUUGUGCAACUUAUGCAAUCGGGUCAAGGUUGGUGGUUGGUUUUUGGCGAUUUCAAUGCAGUUCGAAAUAUGGGAGAAAGAAAAAAUUCAAAGUUCGAUACAGUUUGUGCUAGGGAUUUUAACAAUUUUAUUGAUGAGGCGAGCCUUCGAGAAUAUAAUUUGAAAGGUAUGAAGUAUACUUAUAUGACGGAUAGAGGGGCAAGUGUAAGAUGAGUAGAAUUGAUCGGAUGCUCGUUUGUUGCAAUGUUUUUAAUAAAUGGCCAAAUGCUUGUGUUCGCGCUCUAAAUAGAGAAUUAUCAGAUCACUCGCCCCUAAUUCUGUCACUCGUUGAUACCAAUUUUGGACCAAACCCGUUUUGUUGUUUUGAUUCUUGGCUUGAUAGACCGGGCUGCGUUGAGAUUAUUACUUUGGUUUUAACUGGAAAUAAUAUGGAGGGUCCUUCGGAUCUCAAUCUUAAUAAUAAACUAAAGAUGUUGCGUAACAGAUUAAAAGUGUGGUAUAAAGCAUGUAAAUGCAAUGAAGAGGAAGAGGAAAAAAGACUUCGUAAAGAAAGAGAUGAGAUCGAGAGGCUAAUGGAACAGAAAGAUUUAGAGGAGUCUGAAUUAUGGGUGUGGUCCGAGUGCAAAAAGAGUCUUGAAGAGAUUGAGCUGUUUAGAUCUCGUGACAUUCGUCAAAAAUCUCGGGUGAAAUGGGCGGCUCUUGGGGAUGAAAAUACAGGUUUCUUCCAUAGUACGGUGAAUGGUAGAAAGGCCAGGAACGCUAUUCCGGGCCUCCAAGUGAACGGGGAGUGGGUUUCUAAACCGACUUUGGUUAAGAAGGAGGUGUUACGAUUUUUUAGAGCUCACUUUAAAGAGGAAUGUUGUUUUCGGCCGACUUUAUUAUGCUCAGGUAGUAACAGUAUUAUGGAUCGGGAUUGUGAUUUUUUAACCGCGGCUUUUUCUAAACAAGAGAUUAAAGAUGCGGUUUUUGAUUGUGGUCCGAAUAAGGCCCCGGGACUUGAUGGUUUCAACUUCCGUUUUGUUAAACGGUAUUGGAAUCUUUUAGAGGAUGAUUUUUUUCGGAUUUUGGUGGAGUUCCGUGCGACAGGUAUUAUUAAUACAGGUUGUGGCUCAUCUUUUAUUACUUUGAUCCCGAAGGUUAAAAAGCCUUUGGGUCUCAAAGAUUAUCGGCCCGUUACACUUAUUGGGAUGAUUAGUAAGGUUAUUUCUAAAAUCCUUGCUAACUGUCUUAAGAAGGUGUUACGGAACGUGAUAUCCGAGUCUCAAUCGGCUUUCUUGUCAGAUCGUUUUAUUCUUGAUGGUCCUCUCGUGGUUAGUGAAUUAAUGGAGUGGUUGAAAAAACGGAAUAGAAAGGCAUUUCUCUUAAAAAUAGAUUUCGAGAAGGUGUAUGACAAUGUUAAUUGGAAUUUUUUGAUAUCUAUUAUGGAGCAAAUGGGUUUUCCAUCGACGUGGUGCGACUGGAUUAAAGGUAUUCUUAUAUCCUCGUGGGCCGCAGUUUAUAUCCUCGUGGGCCGCAGUUUUAGUGAAUGACUCUCCGACGUUUGAAUUUAAAAUUGAAAAAGGUCUCCGUCAAGGAGAUCCACUUUCGCCUUUUUUAUUCUUGAUUGUCAUGGAAGCUUUAUCUUGGAUGUUGAAAAAAGCUAAGGCGAUUGGUGAGUUGAAGGGCAUUAAUUUUAUGGAUGAUGAAGCCGACAUUACCCACCUUUUCUACGCGGACGACACUCUUAUUUUAGGAGAGUGGUCUCGCGAGAAUCUUCAGAGCACUGCCCAGAUUCUUCGUGUUUUUUACUUAUGCUCGGGUCUCAGGAUUAACCUUCACAAGUCUAACUUGUAUGGAGUUGGUACCCAAGACAAUGAAGUUGAUAACAUGAUGGAGGUGUUGGGGUGUAGACGAGGUGCUUUUCCGUUUGUUUAUCUAGGGAUUAAAGUGGAAGCUAAAAUGUCUCGUAUAAAUAAUUGGAACACGGUGAUUGAUGUUGUUAAGUCUCGGCUUGUGUCAUGGAAAGCGAAAACUUUAUCUAUAGGGGGUCGAUUGAUUCUUAUAAAAUCGGUUCUUGAAAACUUACCGAUUUAUUAUUUUUCUCUCUAUAAAGCCCCAGUUGUGGUUAUUGAUAGUAUCGAAGCUAUUAUGAGACGUUUUUUAUGGGUGGGGUCUAACGAAGAAAAAAAGAUACCUUGGGUGGCUUGGGAUGUGAUAACAAGACCGAAGGAUGAGGGUGGAUUAGGUGUGAAUAAACUUCAAGAUAUUAACGACGCUCUUCUUCUUAAAUGGGCGUGGCGGUUCAAAAAAGAGAGUAAUUGUUUGUGGAAAAGGGUAGUGAUGGGCUGUCAGGGUUCAAGUCGGCCGUGGUCCAUGCUUCGAUGUUCUUUAUCGGCUAGUGGAUGCUGGAAACAAAUCGUCAAAAUAGGGGACAGGAAGUUGUGUGAUGGUAAAACUCUAAAUAGUUUUUUUGUAGGUACAGUUGGCGAAGGGUCUUCGAUUCACUUCUGGGGAGAUACUUGGCUACGUGAAGAACCUUUACGCUUAACUUACCCAAUGUUGUUUAAUUUGGAAAAGAAGAAGUGGGCCAUGGUCGACGAUCGGAUUCAACUUGUAAAUGGGUCGAAAAAUCUGAACUGGGAAUGGAAAAGAAGCCCUUCAACAUAUGAGGAGGUUAAUGAGUUGUUUCAAUUAUUAUCGGACAUCCAUGAUUAUCAACCGAGCUUGGGACAUGAUCGCUGGUGUUGGAAAGGAGAUAAAAAUGGAGUGUAUACCGUGCAUAAGGCAAAGAAGAUGAUUGCUGAAAAUAGGACACAGGUGCCGAUGAACUCGAGUAUGAAAUGGAAGUGUUUGACGCCAUUGAAGUGCAAAAUUUUGGUGUGGAGGGCAGACAUUAAUCGGAUCCCAACACAGGCGGAACUUCUUAAAUGUGGGGUUGCUUUUAAUGAUGGAUCGUGUGCCAUAUGUAAUGAGGAUUUGGAAACUAUGACGCAUUUGUUCACAGGUUGUGUGUUCUCGGAUGAAAUUUGGGCGCGAGUGGGAUCUUGGUGUCGUUUAAGUCCCAUCUAUGCUUUUGAAGUGAAAGAUCUUUUGAAGAUGGCGGGUACUCAAACGAAGACGAAGAAGGAGAAAUACAUUCUUAGAGGCAUUAUCUACACCACAAUGUGGUCGAUAUGGAAUGAACGUAAUGCUAGAAUUUUCAAAGGCAACUCUCGUAAACUAAUCAAGGUGGUGGAAAUUGUCAAAUCUGCGGCGUUUUUGUGGUUCGUCAUAGGUCUAGUUUGAAAGGUAUUGAUUAGAAUGUUUGGUGUAAAUAUCCUAUAGACGUGAUGUAAUGUCGUUUUCCGCUUGUGGCUUUGUGCGUGUAUGAAGUUUUCCUUUCAAAAAAAAAAAAAA
Helianthus annuus (common sunflower) is the source of this 6501-nucleotide messenger RNA. RefSeq lists its product as uncharacterized. The record is from RefSeq and is a predicted model, not a curated record. Bases 1092 to 2432 code for a protein of 446 amino acids. The transcript is spliced from 4 exons. Gene Ontology annotation, molecular function: RNA binding. NCBI's taxonomy places the organism in Eukaryota, Viridiplantae, Streptophyta, Magnoliopsida, Asterales, Asteraceae.